AGCAAGUGUUCGAACCUAAUUAUUUGCGCAUCUGACGGAAAUGGCAUCUGAAAAUAAUAAACGGAAAGCCUCGGAGGAAGCCCUUUCCCCAGAUUCCCAACAACAGAGUAAGAAAGCGCGCACCGAUUCCCCGGAGAAAGAACCGAAGCCUGAAGAUGGACCAUUGGGAAAGCCGUCACUGAGGAUCGUUCCCUUCCCGGAGAAGCCCGCCGUACUGGAAGAGCGUCGCGGAGAGAUCGAAUUUCGAGUGGUCAAUAACGAUGGUUCGCGUGAUAGCUUUGUCGUCCUCACGGGGCUGAAGUGCAUUUUCCAAAAGCAACUCCCGAAGAUGCCAAAAGAUUACAUUGCUCGACUGGUCUACGAUAGGUCACAUUUAUCUAUCGCUAUUGUUAAGCAUCCAUUGGAAGUUGUAGGAGGAAUCACAUACCGACCGUUCAACAGUCGCAGGUUUGCUGAGAUCGUUUUCUGUGCCAUCUCUUCCGAUCAGCAAGUCAAGGGUUACGGUGCGCACUUGAUGUCCCACUUGAAGGAUUACGUGAAAGCGACAUCAGACAUCAUGCAUUUUCUGACAUAUGCGGACAACUAUGCGAUUGGAUAUUUCAAGAAGCAAGGUUUCACUAAAGAAAUCACGCUGGAUAAAUCUAUAUGGAUGGGGUACAUUAAGGAUUAUGAGGGAGGAACCAUCAUGCAAUGUACAAUGCUUCCUAAAAUACGGUAUCUUGAGAUUGGCCGUAUGCUGCUGAAACAGAAAGAAGCAGUACACGCGAAGAUUCGUGCCUUCAGCCGAUCGCAUAUUAUCCACGCCCCACCGAAGGAAUGGAAAAACGGAGCUUGCAAAAUCGAUCCAUUGAACAUCCCGGCAAUUAAGCAAUCAGGAUGGUCGCCCGAUAUGGAUGAAUUAGCGCGUCAACCACGCCAUGGUCCAAACUACAACCAGUUACUGCAUCUACUAAACGACAUGCAAAACCAUAGUGCCGCGUGGCCCUUUACGCAACCGGUCAAUCGCGACGAGGUUCCCGAUUAUUAUGAGGUGAUCAAGGAACCAAUGGACUUGUCAACCAUGGAAGAGAAACACGAGAAGGACAUGUAUCCGACGCCACAAGAUUUUGUCAAAGACGCCAUGUUGAUCUUUGAUAAUUGCCGAAGAUACAACAACGAGAACACCCCAUAUGCAAAGAGUGCAAAUAAGUUGGAGAAGUUUAUGUGGCAGCAGAUUCGAAACAUCCCCGAGUGGUCGCAUCUGGCGGAUGGCCACUAAUCAACUGAACGAUUACAUGAGUUUGGAGAGGUAGGAGUUUCGGAUGAAGGCGUUUUGUUUUUGAAGUGUAAUGAGCAAAUACCCAAGUGAAGCAUGGAGCAUUUUGGUCUUUUUAUAUUAUUUAUAUUUUUAGGAGAUAAAAAUUUCUAAGGGUAUUGGUACGGUACUCCUAUUCCUAUCGUGGUAUGCUUUUCUCUCCUUCUUUCUAUAAUUUUUUAAAACCAUCCAAGUGGCAAUCCGCUGCAUGGUCACUUUUUUUGGCUUUUAAUUUUCGCAGAUCUUCCCCCUAAAUGCUUGUUUUCUUGUGACUUGUCACGAUUGACGAUCCUUAAUAUGGGAAUGAACCCAUGGAUGAAAGCAUCCCUUGCC
This is a messenger RNA of Aspergillus alliaceus, 1627 nucleotides long. It is a transcript of the gene gcnE, whose product is annotated as histone acetyltransferase GCN5. Gene Ontology annotation, biological process: chromatin remodeling; positive regulation of transcription by RNA polymerase II. NCBI's taxonomy places the organism in Eukaryota, Fungi, Ascomycota, Eurotiomycetes, Eurotiales, Aspergillaceae. Gene Ontology annotation, cellular component: histone acetyltransferase complex. Bases 41 to 1258 code for a protein of 405 amino acids. The record is from RefSeq and is a predicted model, not a curated record. Gene Ontology annotation, molecular function: protein binding; histone H3 acetyltransferase activity. The transcript has 7 exons.